CAGGUUUCAAUGGUAUCAAGGCUGAAGCAACAAAUUUUUUUCCACUUGCUUGGAUAUUGCGUUGAUGGAAACUCCUGUAUUCUUGCUUAUGAAUUUACAUCUAAUGGGUCUCUUCAUGUCAUUUUACAUGGCAGAUAGGGGGUUACAGGAGCACAACCUGGUCCAAUUUUGACAUGGGCACAGAGAGUAAAAAUUGUUGAUGGGGCUGCAAGAGGGCUUGAAUGCAUGAGAAAGCUGAUCUCCAUAUUAUUCACCGGGACAUCAAGUCAAGCAAUGUGCUGAUCUUUAAUGAUAAUUUUGCUAAAAUUGCAGAUUUUGAUUUGUCAAAUCAGGCUCCAGACAUGGCUACACGUCUUCAUUCCACCCGUGUCCUUGGAACCUUUGGUUACCAUGCACCAGAAUAUGCAACGACUGGACAACUGAAUGCUAAGAGUGAUGUAUACAGUUUUGGUGUUGUCCUUCUGGAACUUUUGACCGGUAUAAUUUUAUAUAUUUUUCAAAUGAUAGGUAAAUUCAGGAACCUACCUAUUGUGGAAAAUGGUGAAGUCAUUGCCAUACUGGAUAUGACCAGAUGUCUUUAUGAUGCCAUAUCUAGGAUGGAGAAGGCUUCCGAGCAGGCGAGUGCCAUUGUUGCUGCAGUUGAAGGCGCGAAACGCCAUCGGGGUAACAAUGCAUCAGGUUUGUUUAUCAUUAUAUUUUCAUACGCUUCUUACAGUAUUAAACUAGUGAUUGUAUUUGAAUUUGUAAAUUGCAUCCACAUUCAUGCACGUCUUUUUAAUGUUUAUACAGUUGUUUGUACUACUGUUGAAUUCUGAAGUGAGUCCUCUAUUCGCUUAAUCAAUCAAUUGUAUGGUUAAUUACUCCCUAAACUUGGUAUUAUUGUUUUUGGACAUUCCUCACCUGCAACUUGUAAUUUUCUUAAAAAGUUAUUGAUUUAUAUUCUUGUUUUGGGGACAUGACAUUUUUAUCUAAUGGACCGUUCUUUUUGGAA
Molecule: messenger RNA, 991 nt
Organism: Cicer arietinum (chickpea)
Lineage: Eukaryota; Viridiplantae; Streptophyta; Magnoliopsida; Fabales; Fabaceae
Source: RefSeq, a predicted model, not a curated record